AUGGUUGAUUAUAAACUGAUGAGCACACCACUUGAAGCCAAGACCAAGAUCGGGUCAAAUAACACUCCCCUUGAUGCUCCAAGUUACUUUCAUGGGCUUGUUGGAGCCUUACAAUAUCUCACUCUCACUCGCCCUGACCUUUCAUAUAGUGUUAACUAUGUGUCCCAAUUCAUGCAUUCUCCUACAAUUAUGCAUUUAAAAAUGGUUCGACGCAUCUUAAGAUAUGUGAAAGGAACUAUCGAUGUGGGUCUCCACUUCACUUCUAACACUACACUUGAUCUUUUUGCCUUUUCUGAUGCCUCCAAGUACUUUCGGCUCUAG
Messenger RNA from Cajanus cajan (pigeon pea), 321 nucleotides. NCBI's taxonomy places the organism in Eukaryota, Viridiplantae, Streptophyta, Magnoliopsida, Fabales, Fabaceae. The record is from RefSeq and is a predicted model, not a curated record.